AUGAUUUAUCUACAUCCUCUUUCAUGGCUUCAACCUGGGAUUAAGAUGUGCACUUUCCCACAACACAGAAUUCACAAGUUGGCAUCACUGCAAGAGGCAAGAGUUCGAUACCCAAACAAAGUGAAAAGCUUACUUUACCCUUUUACAGAUGUAGAGACUUACCUGGACAGCUCUGUGGAUAGGACACAAUUUCAGCUCUUCCAUCCCUGCAUGAAUGAUCUUCUUAAAGCUGAAAAGCUCUUCUGUUCCUCACCGUCCCAUAAGAUUGAUUAUUAUGUGUCAGCAGAGAGGAUGGACCACUCACCUGCACUGAAACAACCCGAGGUGUGUUUCAUUGGCCGAAGCAAUGUGGGAAAGUCAUCUCUUGUUAAAUGUCUGUUUUCUCUGAGUCCAAAUGUGGAAGUCAGAAUCUCCAAAACACCUGGUCACACAAAAAAGAUGAACUUCUUUAAAGUGGGCAGGGCUUUCACCAUUGUGGACAUGCCAGGUUAUGGAUACAAAGCACCCAGAGAUUUUGUGGAAAUGGUUGAACCUUAUCUCUACUCGAGGAAGACUCUCGUCCGGACAUUUAUACUGGUGGAUGGCAGUGUUGGACUGCAAAAGACUGAUCACAUUGCCCUAGAAAUGUGUGAGGAGACUGGAUCUCCUUAUGUGAUGGUGGUGACGAAGAUUGAUAAAUGUAGUCGUGGUUCACUACUGACAAACCUAUUGAAAUUUCAAGAUGUUAUUAAAACACAGACAUCUAGUUGCUUCCCCCAGCCGUUUUUGGUCAGCUCCCUCCAGUUUUCAGGGAUCUACCUCCUGAGAUGCUUUAUUGCUCAUAUUACGGGAAAUCUACAGCUAAAGGACACCUCUCAAAGUUGA
Nerophis lumbriciformis (worm pipefish) is the source of this 864-nucleotide messenger RNA. The record is from RefSeq and is a predicted model, not a curated record. Lineage: Eukaryota; Metazoa; Chordata; Actinopteri; Syngnathiformes; Syngnathidae.